AUAUUCAAUAACUUCAGCACUGGUCUAGGUAAGCGCGUCCAAAACAUACUGAAAUACCUAUACCCUGUACCGAGGGAGGACAGUACGCGAGUGAUGACAUUCAGCAACGAUAGCGACUUCAUAUCAUAUAGGCAUCACAACUUUAAGAAGUCCGGUAAAGACGUGGAGUUGGCCGAAAUCGGCCCACGCAUGGAAAUGAGAGGUCAGUAG
Molecule: messenger RNA, 210 nt
Organism: Sphaeroforma arctica JP610
Lineage: Eukaryota; Ichthyosporea; Ichthyophonida
Exons: 1
Biological process (GO): rRNA processing
Cellular component (GO): Mpp10 complex; small-subunit processome; nucleolus
Molecular function (GO): rRNA primary transcript binding; snoRNA binding
Source: RefSeq, a predicted model, not a curated record